AUGAUAGUUGGGAAGGAAUCGACUGGUAAAACAUGCCUCUUGAAAAGAUUAUUGAAGGAAGACAUAUCUAAUGUUACCAGUACAGAUGGUGUUGAUACUGUUGUUCGUAGAUGCAAAAUCAACAUAGCAGAUGGAUCAUGGAUAAUCGGAAAAGAUAUUGAUGAUGAUAAGGUUGACCGGAUAAAAAGAGCACUCAGUCCAUUGGUAAUGCAAGACGAUUCCACCACCCAGUCAAAGGUAAAUCUUUAUAAAAAUAAUGAUAAGAAAAUAUUGGUAUUACCUGAGGAUUUACUUUCGAAUGUGUUUUCUACGCCAACAGUGAAUACUACUUCAAACCAGUAUGCAUUAUGUGAAUUAUGGGACUUUGCAGGACAAAAGGAAUUUUAUGCUACACAUCAAGCAUUUUUGACAAGCAGUGCAGUAUACCUUGUAGUUGCAAAUAUGGAAGACGACAUACGUAAACAAGGAUUAGGGCAGUGUUUUGCUGAUUAUCAGAACAUUGGAGAGUAUGUUGAUUUUUGGUUUGAUUCUAUCCAUUGUCAUCGAACGACCGACAAGCGAGCUAGGAAUAUGCACUUAGAUCCUCCAAUUAUAUUAGUUUUCACUGGAAAAGAUAAAUAUGACAAAGAGGCAGAUUUAAAGAAGAGAAAAAAGGAACUUAAUGAUCAACUAGACCAAGUUCUUGGAUUACAAAGCAAAUAUCAUCACUUGCACAAAAAAUGGUAUCUGUCAAAUUUGACAGAUACUGACGAAGAAUUUGUAAAGUUGCAACAUGCAAUAUCCGAGACUGCAAGGAAAAUGGAUAAUUGGGGUAAUGCUUUUCCCUUAAAAUGGAUUCUAUUAGAACAUUUGAUAGAAAUCAAUAAAAACGAUGGUAAAAAUAUUAUUAAUUUAAAUGACAUGUCCAAACUUGCUAAACAUCACGAUAUUAAUAUACUGGAAAAAGAUGAACUGCUGUUGUUUCUUCGAUUUCAGCAUAACGUAGGGAACAUUAUUUUCUUUGAAAAUAUACCGGAUUUGAUAAUUUUAAAACCUCAGUGGCUAGCAGAUGCAUUCCGAUGUUUAGUCUCAGACAGAAUUGAUGACAGCAGCUUGCAUUACCUUGAAGACUGGACACUGUUUACACGACAAGGCAAAAUCAGUGAAUCGUUAAUAACAAAACUUUUCGAAACAAAAGAUGGAAGUCAGUUUUUAGGACAAAAAAACAAUUUACAUAAAGUUAUGGAAAAACUUGACAUAUUAGUCAAAAUUGAGAACUCAAAUUAUUAUAUAAUGCCCAGCCAAAUGCCGUCUUCCACGUUUGAAGACAUAUGUAGAGAAUUUGGCAUUCUAACACCAAAAUGUGAAAGGACUUCCUGGCUUUGUUUCAAAUUUAUAUUUCUUCCACCUUCAUUCUUUAACCAUAUCUCUGCCUGGUUUAUCAAAGAGUACAUUCCUAGCAACGUGGCUAGUGAUAGUACAUCAGUCGCUUUAUACCGUGGUAUUUGUGUUUUUGACAUUGAUAGAUCUGGUGUUACAAAGAUACUAGUUACCAUGUCGACUGAUACAAUUGCUCUCCAGGUUUUGUCGUUUUCCGAAAAGACUCAAACAUUUGGAUAA
Molecule: messenger RNA, 1599 nt
Organism: Mytilus trossulus (common blue mussel)
Lineage: Eukaryota; Metazoa; Mollusca; Bivalvia; Mytilida; Mytilidae
Product: probable serine/threonine-protein kinase pats1
Exons: 5
Coding region: 1-1599 (532 amino acids)
Source: RefSeq, a predicted model, not a curated record